Molecule: messenger RNA, 5684 nt
Organism: Equus quagga
Lineage: Eukaryota; Metazoa; Chordata; Mammalia; Perissodactyla; Equidae
Gene: APPL1
Product: adaptor protein, phosphotyrosine interacting with PH domain and leucine zipper 1
Exons: 22
Coding region: 113-2239 (708 amino acids)
Biological process (GO): signaling
Cellular component (GO): cytoplasm; endosome membrane
Molecular function (GO): identical protein binding
Source: RefSeq, a predicted model, not a curated record
GGUUAGGGCGGCACGGGUGGAGACGGCGGCAGCGCCUGCGAGAGAGGGCGGGUCCGGGUCAGCUGCUGCAGGCGGGCGGUGCGUCUCUUGCCGCCGCCCUCCUUCCGCCACGAUGCCGGGGAUCGACAAGCUGCCCAUCGAGGAGACGCUGGAGGACAGCCCGCAGACAAGGUCUUUACUGGGUGUAUUUGAAGAAGAUGCUACAGCUAUUUCCAAUUAUAUGAACCAGUUGUAUCAAGCUAUGCAUCGGAUUUAUGAUGCACAGAAUGAAUUAAGUGCAGCAACACAUCUGACUUCAAAACUUUUAAAAGAAUAUGAAAAACAGCGUUUUCCAUUGGGGGGUGAUGAUGAAGUUAUGAGCUCUACUUUGCAACAGUUUUCAAAAGUUAUAGAUGAGCUUAGCUCUUGUCAUGCGGUACUUUCGACGCAGCUUGCUGAUGCCAUGAUGUUCCCCAUUACCCAGUUUAAAGAAAGAGAUCUGAAAGAGAUAUUGACAUUAAAGGAAGUGUUUCAGAUUGCUAGUAAUGAUCAUGAUGCUGCAAUUAACAGAUACAGCCGAUUAUCAAAAAAAAGAGAAAAUGACAAGGUGAAGUAUGAAGUAAUAGAAGAUGUCUACACUUCCAGAAAAAAACAACACCAGACCAUGAUGCAUUAUUUUUGUGCAUUAAAUACUCUUCAGUACAAAAAGAAAAUAGCGUUGUUAGAACCUCUACUUGGGUACAUGCAAGCUCAGAUAAGUUUCUUUAAGAUGGGUUCUGAAAAUCUCAAUGAACAACUGGAAGAAUUCUUAACUAAUAUUGGAACAAGCGUACAGAAUGUUCGCAGGGAGAUGGACAGUGAUGUCGAGACCAUGCAGCAGACAAUAGAGGAUUUGGAAGUAGCCAGUGACCCUUUAUAUGUGCCUGACCCAGACCCCAUGAAAUUUCCUGUUAAUCGAAACUUAACCCGAAAGGCUGGAUACCUUAAUGCUAGGAAUAAAACAGGCUUGGUGUCAUCUACCUGGGACAGACAGUUUUACUUCACGCAGGGUGGAAACUUAAUGAGUCAGGCCCGUGGGGACGUAGCGGGAGGCCUGGCCAUGGACAUAGACAACUGUUCAGUAAUGGCUGUGGACUGCGAAGACAGGCGAUACUGUUUUCAGAUCACCUCUUUUGAUGGAAAAAAAUCUUCAAUUUUGCAAGCAGAAAGUAAAAAAGACCAUGAAGAGUGGAUCUGUACAAUAAACAACAUAUCUAAACAAAUAUAUUUAAGUGAAAAUCCAGAGGAAAUUGCUGCACGAGUAAAUCAGUCAGCUUUGGAAGCUGUCACUCCUUCCCCAUCUUUCCAGCAGAGGCACGAGAGCCUGCGGCCAGCAGGACAAUCUCGGCCACCGACAGCUCGAACCAGCAGUUCUGGAUCCUUAGGAUCUGAGUCCACAAGUUUGGCUGCCCUUUCUCUAGAUUCUCUUGUCGCCCCAGACACCCCAAUACAGUUUGACAUCAUUUCUCCCGUGUGUGAAGAUCAGCCUGGCCAGGCAAAAGCCUCUAGUCAGGGAAACAGGCGUACAAAUCCUUUUGGAGAAUCUGGAGGAGGUACAAAAUCUGAAACUGAAGAUUCUAUUCUUCAUCAGUUGUUUAUUGUCCGAUUCCUUGGUUCUAUGGAGGUGAAAUCAGACGACAAUCCAGAUGUUGUUUAUGAAACAAUGCGCCAAAUCUUAGCUGCCCGUGCCAUCCAUAACAUCUUUCGUAUGACAGAAUCACAUUUAUUAGUCACUUGUGAUUGUUUAAAGUUAAUUGAUCCACAAACACAAGUUACAAGGCUCACGUUUCCAUUACCAAGUGUAGUUUUGUAUGCUACACACCAGGAAAAUAAGAGGCUUUUUGGAUUUGUUCUUCGGACAUUAGGAGGGAGAAGUGAAAGUAAUCUAUCAUCAGUCUGUUAUAUAUUUGAAUCAAACAAUGAGGGAGAAAAGAUUUGUGAUUCUGUUGGACUGGCAAAACAGAUAGCUUUGCAUGCAGAACUGGAUCGUAGGGCAUCAGAAAAACAAAAAGAAAUAGAGAGAGUAAAAGAGAAGCAACAGAAAGAACUCAGUAAACAAAAACAGAUUGAAAAGGACUUAGAAGAACAGAGUCGGUUGAUAGCUGCUUCCAGUAGACCAAACCAAGCCAGUAGUGAGGGGCAGUUUGUUGUCCUUAGCAGCAGCCAGUCAGAAGAGAGUGAUUUGGGAGAAGAAGGAAAGAAGAGAGAGUCAGAAGCAUAAACUUAUCCUUGAUUUUGGUUGAUAUAUCCCCCCUUGGAAUUUAUUGAUAAUUUCUGUGAUGAAAUGGCACAAGGUAACAACUAUGUUGAAAUAUCGAGGAGACUAAAGUUUAUAUUGCCUUGUUUGUUUUAACUUCAUUUUUUAAAAUGAUUGACCUUAAUGACUUAGGUUUGCAUUGAUUUUUCUUUCCUUCAAAAUAAAAUCCUAUGCAGUAACAUCAGAUUCCACAUGUCUAAAAGAAACCUGUUCAUCUCCCUGAAGUCGAUUGCUGAGGAACUGCACUUGCUUAAUUAAGCCUUUUUCCUUCAAAUUGUGAAUUAUCUUUCAUUGUAAUUGACUAUGACCAUAAGGAAUCAUUUAUUCUUCAGCUUUCGACAUUCAUGGAUAUGCUCCCUCUAUUUUAUUCGGAACAUUUUGCUGGCACUGAGGAAGCUUGCGACUGAAUAGGUUCAAAACUCUUUAUGUGGAGAAUUGUGUAAGUUUGCAAAUAUUUUAACAAUAUAAAAUGUGCAAUAGAACUUUUAUAAAAUAAUUAGGACAGAGGUUUUAGACUUCAGGUUUCAAAUUGUGGCAGACGGUACUGUUGAUUUCAGGGCACUUUCUUGGAUUGCAACGUUUCCCUGAUGUACUACUCCUGAUGCCAAGGAAAGAAGUUUACGUGAUAGAGCCCUUGGCAUUUUAUUAUCACAUUCUUAGUUCUCAGGUUGGGACUUGAAUUAUUGCUGCAGAGCAGUAAUGGUUAAAAGAAGAUUUUGGAAUUUAUUAAAAGGAUUUUUGUUUGUUUGUUUUAGAUUAGGACUUAACGUGUAAAGAUAUUGAUACAAAAUAAUACACCAUAUUUUCUGCAUUGCGUGAAAUAAUUUUUAUUGAAAAACACGUGAUAUUUCAAAAGAAGUUCUAUAACAAGUAUGUUUCCUGCUUAAAGUAAAAAUUCCCAGAGUUUAGUUUAGAAAAUGUAGUCUUUUAAAUUUCAGACUAAUAUCCACAGUAUUUUCAUAAUCCCGUGUUUUGAUAAAAUGCUCAUCACCACUUUAUAUCCACAAAAGCAAAUAACUAAUAUAUGAGAAUAAUUUGCACUAAUUAUUGUAAAUACUUGUACUCUUCAAAUGAGUAAAAGGUCUGAUUCCAUGAAAGGUUGAAAAGAAAUUGAAUGCUUGGUGUAGGAGAGUUAACCAAGGAAGGAUUUUAGCUUGGUGCCAAGGUUAAAAUGACAUUUCUCUACUGCCUACUUCUAUGUCAAAACUUGAUUUUUUUUUUCUUUACUUGGAUUUUUAACAUUGCCGAUAGAAAUUAUGUUCGUAUGUUUCGCAUGUAAAAGUAUAUUAUAGACAAGUUAAAUAUAUUGAAUAAACUAUUUUACAUAGUCAUGGAUUUAAAGUUUUCAAGAGAUUAGUGACUAAGACUAAUUUUACAAGGGAAAAAAAGCCUUUUGUUCUUUGAUAUAUAGUUUCUUCUUCUUAGUUCUGAGUAGAAAUGGCAUCUGUUUUUUUCUCACAAUAUAGUUUGGCUGUUUCACACUGUAUAUACACUAUUUUCUGUAGGAAUGGGAUAGAUAAUUAUACAUAGGAUCAUGAUAUUCAUUUUAUCCAUGUGCCAAAUGGGAAUAAUGAUUACUUGAUAAUCGUUAUUUUGCAGCCCUGUGUUACCAAAACAUUUAGUAAAAAGGGAGAAAUUUAUGGAAUACUUUUUCUAAAAAGUUUAUUUUUUGCUUACUAAAGGGAAUGCAUUCACAGUAGUUUGUGUAUCAUUCCUUCUGUAGAAGUUGAAAUUUCUUCUGUGGUCAACACCUGAUUAGUCAUGGCAAGUCCUGCUUUUAAGACCUUUUUGAGAAUUAGUUAAGCUUUCUGUUUCAUUAAGUCUUUUGUUUAUACUAGUGAGUUGUCACCUUGCUUAGUUCAGAUGAAACUUGUCACCCAACAAGGGUGGUCAGCAUGAGGAGGCAGUUUUACUAGGCUGGUGCUUUGCCUGGUAGCAAAGUGCUGCCCUUUGUUAGCACUCUGGGUCAAAGUGGAGGCUAGAGUUAAGGGUACUGGCAAACUUAGGGAUUCUGGACAGAUUUGUAGUUGCUGUUAAGUCAUGUUUGAUAGGAAUCUCCACAGUAACACACUCAUGUCCACAGGCCAGACCAAAGCGCAUUCCAGCACCAAAUAGGAGUUGUGUAUGGGUUUAACAAUGUUCGAUGAUGUAACUUCUGUUCCAUUACUAUCGUACUAUAUGAACUAUUCCAUUACUGCAGAUAUUUAAGCAUCAACUUUAAUAAACUCUCUUUUUUAUUUAGGGAAGAAGCUGAUCUUUGUUGCUCUUUGAAACCCCUUCUAGCUCUGGAAUGCUUGAGUGGUAAUUGUUAGAUUUUGGAAUACCUUUCUCAGAUUCAGUCUUACAUUUUGUGGUUUUUAGAGAUUAACAAAGCUGAUUCUUUAAAAUGAAAGAAGUUGUCUACCUAAUUCUGCUAGGCACUCUGCUAUCCAUAUGAAUAGUACUUUUAUAAUUCUAGUAGUGAAGUAAAUAGGUAGGAAACCUAUUAUUCCUUCUCCCUUUUAAUAUUUUGAAAACUUUCUAACAAGGGACUGAAACUGUUACCUUGUACAGAAUCCUCAAAGCCAGUCUAGUUUUUGCCAUGUCUACAAUGAUUACUUUGUGGUUAAUUUCAAAAGAAUUCUCAGGCUCCACAAUCUAGGGGUGGUAAAUUUGUGUUACCUUUAUGCUUGAGAAAAAGAUAAUAGGGUGUGCAUAACAUUCUACAUAACAUAUCUUAUGUGGUAGAGGCAUCUGAGUUAAUUUUGAGUUAUAUAUAGGAACUACAAGUAUUUUAGAUUUAAAUCUUAUAUAAAUAAUGCUUCAGGUCCUAAGAGCUUGUGUGUUACAAAACCUUCUGCCACUUGACUUAAUAAAGUGAAAAUAUUAACAUUGGUUUUGACAACAACCUCCUAGCAUUCAAACUGUACUUUAAAUAUUAAAACACACUGAUUGUAGCAAGCAACCCUUUCAUUUUAUCUUUAGCAAGUUUGACUUACUCUUUCAUGAGAUUUUGUUCUACAUUAAUUAAUUAAUACAUAAAGAUUUGAAACUGGAACUAUACUUUUUAACCAAUCUCUUGUGGCUAUACUCCUAUGUAAUUAACUUCAGUUAAUAUGAGAACUGGGGAUUAAGUUAUAACUAAUGUGCGAAACUGCUUUGUAUAUUUAGUGAUUUUGUAAUGUAAGUGAAUUGGUUAAUUCUUCUUUCACUGAUACUAUUAAUCAUGCAGUAUAAAAUUAAAGAUCAUGUUACAUUUCCCUUUAGAAUUGGAUUUGAAGAGCUCGACUUUAUGUAAUGGUGGCAUACAUGUGGAAUGGAGAACUUAUUUUUUCAUUUUGUCAAAAUAGGUAUUCCCUGACAUGGCUUCAGGAAAUAUGCUGUUAGGAGAUUUUUAAUGUAUAAUAAAGUCCAUAAUUUUUGUACAGUC